Molecule: messenger RNA, 3443 nt
Organism: Mytilinidion resinicola
Lineage: Eukaryota; Fungi; Ascomycota; Dothideomycetes; Mytilinidiales; Mytilinidiaceae
Product: putative NRPS-like enzyme
Exons: 4
Coding region: 1-3210 (1069 amino acids)
Molecular function (GO): phosphopantetheine binding
Source: RefSeq, a predicted model, not a curated record
AUGGUUUCUGCUGCCAUUCCGGUCGAUAACAACCGACUUCUUCCAGAUGUUAUUGAUCUCCGUGCACAGAGAAGUCCACAGGACAUAUUCGCAAGAGUCCCGAGUUCCACUGCUACAUAUGGAUCCGGAUUCCGAUCGGUCACGAUUCUUGAACUUUCAAAUGCCAUCAAGAGAGUAGCAUGGCUGCUCGAAGAGCAUCUGGGAAAAGGCCAGGACCAUGAGACUUUGGCAUACAUUGGGCCCAACGAUCUGCGCUAUUCUAUCAUUGUCAUUGCUGCUGUAAAAGCUGGUUACAAGACAUUUCUGCCAUCUCCCAGAAACAGCAAAGCGGCCCACAUCUCCCUCCUUUCACGGCUUGCAUGCAAGAUAUUAGUUACUACCAAUCCGGAGCCUCCUUGUGUUCCCAUGAUUCUAGAAGACUACAGCAUGCGAAAGCUUCAGAUUCCUUCUCUCGUUGAGUUGCUUGCAAGCCACGACGUACCGCACUAUCCCUAUGAAAAGACAUUCGAAGAAGCAAAAUAUGACCCAGCAUUCAUCUUACAUACAUCGGGGUCCACAGGUUGUAUCCCCAAGCCUCUAGUGUACAAUCACUCCUUCAUCACACGUAUUGCAAAUGUUACAUCUCUUCCUCCGCCUGAAGGCUUUCAAAGCUUGGAUAGAUUUUUUCGUUCAGGAAGCUUCUUUAUGACCUUGCCUGGGUUCCACGUUGCUGGCAUAGGCUUCUCGCUCAUCGUGCCUGCAUUCAACAGUUCUAUCCCCGUCUACCCUCUCCCAGGGCCUCCCCCGACAACCGCCGCUUUCAUUGAGGCUAUACAGAACGCCACAAUUGACUGGGCGUUCUUGCCACCAGUGGUGAUUGAUGAGCUGGGUAAAGACCCCGCAUUGCUAGAAGCAGUAGCCAGCAAGCUGAAGUAUCUUUACUACACCGGGGGUAGUGUCCCAAGAUCAUCAGGUGAUGCUGUUGCAGCUCGGAUGCCACUUUAUCAGGUAAUGGGAUCCAGCGAAUGUGCCACAUUCCCGCUAUUGAGACAGGGGCAAGAUGAAGACGGCCACGACUGGAACUACAUUCAGGUUCACCCCACUGUCCAAGCUGAAUUUCGACACCGUUUCGAGGACCUGCACGAGCUUGUCGUAGUGAGGACUUUGGAGAACGAGUCCUACCAACCGGUGUUCCUUCACUUCCCCGAUCUAAAGGAGUACGAGACACGAGAUCUCUUCACGCCGCAUCCGACUAAACCAGGGCUUUGGACCCAUCGAAGCCGGGUUGACGACGUCAUCGUGUUUUUGAACGGAGAGAAGACAAAUCCUGUCUCUUUUGAGCACGAAGUCGCCAAGCAUCCCGAAGUAAGAACUGCGUUAGUGGUCGGACAGCAACGUUUCGAAGCUUCGCUCUUAGUUGAGCUAGUUGAUGACAGUGCCGCUUCACCCACAGAGCGCCUCGAGAUCGUUGACCAGAUAUGGCCUACUGUGCAAAAGGCGAACAGCCAGUGUCCUGCUCAUGCAAGAGUCUCCAAGUCGAAGAUCAUACUAGUGGAUCCUACAAGGCCAAUGCUCCGCGCUGGAAAAGGAACCGUCCAGCGGCAGGCAACGCUGGACUUGUAUUCGAAGGUGUUAGACGAGGUCUAUGCUGAGGAUGACUUGAUCGUCUCAACUAUUCCGGCAGAAGACAUUGUCAGUGAGCGUUUUGUUGCCGAUACCGUUCGGGAAGCGGUGAGGGGUGUGACUGAAUGGGCUCAAUUCAACGACGAUGACGAGUUCUUCUCCCUAGGAAUGGAUUCUCUGCAAGUCCUCAAAUUGAGGCGCCAGCUCAAGGCGAAGUUGCCGCAAAAUAUCGGCUUGGCAACCAUUUAUGGAAACUCUUCGAUUACACUACUGGCGAAAGAGCUCUGGAGAUUGGCAUCUCAGACCCAAUCAUCAGCAUCUGAUCUUCAAGGAACCACACUGGAAGAAAUUACCGCAACGAUUCAAAGAUACGUCAAUCAAAUAGACCCCGUCGCAACGCCUCCCAAAAAGGACUCACAUCCGAUCGUGAAACCGAUAGCUGCAUCCGAAGUCGUGCUUCUCACAGGAUCAACGGGUACCUUGGGGUCAUUCUUACUUCAAGAUCUUCUCUCCCAGGCGAACGUUGCUCAUAUUUACUGUCUGAAUCGAGCCGCAAACUCCGAAUCACUCCAAACAUCCCGAAAUCAAGCACAUCAACUUCCCACAAACUUUCCUUCCAACCGUGUCACAUUCUUAACAGCCGAUCUCUCGAAAGACAACUUCGGCCUCGAAAAGAGCCUAUACGAUACACUCCUCUCAACAACAACCCAGAUCAUCCACAACGCCUGGCCCGUCGACUUCAACCGCACGCUCCCCUCCUUCAACCCCAGCCUCUCCGGCGUCGUCGCUCUCAUCUCUUUCGCUGCUCGCUCCCCACAGUCUCCGGCCCUAUUCUUCAUGUCCUCAAUCAGCGCCACGAUCAACUACCAUCAGACAACGGACAGCGCGCCAAUGAUCCCAGAGUCCGUGAUCAUGGACCCCGCCUGUGCAGCCCCAAUGGGAUACGGACAGAGCAAGUACGUCGCCGAGCGCCUCCUCGACUAUGCCUCCCAUAAACUCGGUCUCAACGCCACCGUCGUCCGUAUCGGCCAAAUCGCAGGGACGGCAGAGAACCCGCGUGGCUGGAGCCGUAAUGAGUGGCUCCCGAGCUUAGUGAUUAGCUCGCGUUUCAUAAGCGCACUACCGGAGUCGCUGGGCGCGAUGGAUGAGGUUGACUGGGUGCCGAUCGAUAUGCUGUCUGGUGUGCUGAUAGACCUCGUUCUCGGGCUCCAUGAAGGCAAGGCGGGUGACGGAUUACAGGUAUUCCAUGCUGUCAAUCCUUCUGUUGUUUCGUGGGAGACGCUGCUUCCGACGGUUAGAGAGGUGUUGAGCGAGGACGGAGAGGUUACUGUGGUACCUUUCCCCGCCUGGCUGGACCUGUUGAAAUUACAAAGCGUAGAAGUGAGCGAUGGGGGUGAUUCGGAGAUCAGUGCGGAGACGCUGCGACGGAACCCGGGGAUGAAGCUUAUUGGGUUCUAUGAUGAGCUGCUGACGGAUGGCCGAGUUGAGGCACGAACGAAGAUGGAUUUGACUCGCACGCUGCAAGCUAGCGAGUCGAUGAAGAAACUGGAGCCCAUACAGAAGGAGUGGAUAGGAGGAUGGGUCCGGAACUGGGUGGCUAGCAGUUGAAGUAUGCUACGUUCCACGAAGAGAUACAAGGGUAUCCCAAGAGUAUGUAAUGGGGUAGAACACUAGACUAUAUCAUUGCUUUUUAAAACCGGGGAAGACAUGAUGUCACAAGCAUAUGAUACUGGCGAAGCAGUCUGGGCGUCUAGGUAGUGACUUGUGGGAUGCACCUCAGUACAGACCAGGAAUCAUGCAUAUUCGGUUUGUAUAGCGUAGCAUUCUAUUCGCUAGUGCUC